GGUGGGGCCGCGGCGCUACCUGCGGGCCAGGCAGCCGAGGAGGAGCCGCUGCGGAGUUCUGCCAGAAGUCCGGCACCAUGUUCCAGGGCCCCGAAACUGACUCGGCCAAGCCCAGCUCCAGGGUGCUGAAGCCCCCGGGAGGAGGUUCUAGUAAUCUCUUUGGGAAUACAGAAGAAGUUUCCUCUUCAAGCAGGCCCCACCGGAUGGCAUCCAGUAUCUUUGGAGCAUCAGAAGAACCUCAAAACAUUCCAAAAAGAACAAACCCUCCAGGGGGAAAAGAAAGUGGUAUUUUUGAGGACGCUGGUUCUGCUCAGCCUCGUCCACGCCUGAAUCCACCUGGUGGGAAGACAAGUGAUAUCUUUGGAUCUCCUGUGUCUACCAGUGUUGUGCGAGCACACCCAAACAAGCCUAAGGAUCACAUUGUCUUGAAAGAAGAUGAAACACCAAAGAAGCUCGAAGCUACAGAAAAUAUCAAACCACAGCUGGAAGAUGGAGGCGAGAAGAAAGAUCUGGGCAAAGACGAGCAGCGCAAGGAGCCAGAACCCAAGAUAGACAAUCAUGAGCCCCGCUUAGGGCCCAGGCCACGGUCACACAACAAAGUUCUCAAUCCACCGGGGGGCAAAUCCAGUAUUGCCUUCUACUAGGGGCAUCUGUUCACUAAUGGAGUCCAUACAGAAACUGUUGUCUGUGGGGGUGAGGUCAGUUGGUAGACUAUUGUUUGUGGGUAGAUCUGUAGGCAGAGGGAUGAGGGUUAUGCUAAAGGGUGUAGGAAGGAUAACCUCAUGAUCUGGGGAGGGAGGGCUGGGGAGGGAGAGGGUGCCCUGUGGAAGAUGUGAGUAUUGGCCUGCCUGGGUGGGUGUCAGAGGGGGUCAUUAGUGUUACUUUGUGAAAGAUCAGUGUGACUUUAUUCAUCAGACUCCGAGCUCCUUUGUUAGCUGGACACUUGUGGAGUCAGGCUUAUCCAUACAGUCAAUACACAAACCUUAUAAAUGGGUAGAGUCCUGGAGGCAACACAUGAAAGAUUGUGAAGCACACACAGCAAGUGGCUGUGUGUUUGUCUAGGCAAUAAGGUGCAGCUUCACUGCAUGAGCCAACCUGCAGUCACUUAAGCGUAAAUUGAGCUCCAGUGGAACAAGUAGUGCUACUGUGCUUUGCAGUGUCCACUCUGCCUCUUUCUCCUUCAUGCCUUGCAGCAUGUGCUUGCUGAUCAGCAAGGACAAAACAUUAUUUUAUUCUCAUAACCAUCAUAUGUUUAUGACUAUCGUGAUCUCUCCUUCCCCAGAGCACCUUGCUGCUGCUCUCAGUAAUCUGCUGAUGGCUACCUUUUGACAAGUGAUAGUCUCAGCCCAACCUACUGUUUCACAUAGCCGGUUCCAGAAUACUUCUUUAAACUCUGCUAGACUGUUUCCUGGUAAAGAUGAGGAGGCAAACAGUAGCUUUAUGGUUAUUUUUGAAAAGAAGCAGCUUGAAAUAUACAAUGACCAUGGAGAAUGUAGGGAGGUGUCCAGCCAGCUAGCUCUGACCCACCCUGUGUAGCAGAGUCUUAGCUUCUGCAAAGGUUUUAACUUUGUACCCUGCAGAAACCAGCACUGUUCUGCUGUCUUCCCCACAGUGCAUUUUUCUGUUUGUUUGUCUGUGCUGACUCUGUUAGUGAAUUCUUUUGUCUCUGGACAACUUUACAUUUGCCUUUGACUGCCUCAGAAUUUUGUUGGUAAGGCUGAGAGAACUGUGUGGAUUCUCCUCAAACCACAGCUGUAGUUGUUUUCAGACUACCCUAUGUGGAGAAAGAAAGGCUUUAGCAAUACAAACUUUCUGGUUGUGCUGGCUCUCUUCAAUCAUGUUUGGAAGGUGUGCAUCUUUUGCACAAAUGUCUUAGGGAGAGUAGCUCCCAUCAUUUGUUUUCUGAAUGGACUUUCUGAUCGUAUCCAGAGCUUUGAUACACGAAUGUUCCUAUUAGGUGCUUACUCUUCAAUGUAUUUAGUAGUGACUUUUAAAAUUUGCCAUGUAGCCUCGGGAUUUGUCCAGGUACACACCAAAGAACAAGUGGCCUUAUCUGUGUAAAUCCACUGCUGUUCUAGCCCAGGCUUCCCCGGAGCUGCUGCUGUUCAGGGAGGACUGCCUGGGCCAGGUGCUAAAACAUGAUUGUGGUGCUUACUGGACCACUCAAUUCAGCUGAUGUCCUAAGUGGUAGAUGGCUACAUGAAGACUUAAUUGCCUUUUCAAAUGGUGAAAGUGGAAUAUAUGGGCAAGGGUGGAAAUAGCCAUGGAAUCUCAAUGCCCUUGUACCUUUCAGACAGGUUUGGGUCUCCCUGCUAUUUGCGCCCCCCCAGGAAAACAAGACAGUGAUUCCAGCUGCAGCCCUGGAACGGAUUUGUUUUGCUUCCAAACAUGUAUCCUGUAGCAGCUGUUCUUGAGUCUGUGCUGCCUGGCCUCUGGCUGAGUCUCGGACAUCUCUCUGUUUCAGUUCCUUGUUCUGUUACUUGACAGGGCUUUAAGAAAAGUCACCCAGAGGCUGGAUUUUGCGUUGCAGGGUCUAGUGUGACAGAUGCUGUCUGUACUGCCGAGCUUAGAUUCGGCAGCUUUUGUACCUGAUGUGCAUUGGUUAUGGUGCCUGCCUUAAAGAGCAACUUCCAACUAGGCCUUAAAUUAGUUAACCUACAUCCAUUUUCUUGCUUGCUUUGGAAUCUAAACCAAGUUUUCAACUCAUCAAGUUUGAUAAGGGUAUUUCUCCACGACAGAAGAGGAUUGGAAAUCAAAUGAUGAAUCAUGCAAUUGUCAAUAAACCUCUGUAUUUUGUUACUUCACUGCGUGCUGCAGAUGUCUGCUUUUAUAACUGAAUGAAUAGUUUAGAUUAAUGCAAGUACAGCAGAGAUGUUUAGUUUGCUGAAAGUAGAAAAAGGGCACAAAUCUUGUUAGGCCCUUGAUACAGUGGAGCAUACCUUGGAGAAGUGACAUCCCACUCAAGGUCGCUCAUGAGACAAGCACUUGUUCCUGCCGAGGAUGGAGGGUUCAGCAGUGCCUCUGUGUGGGCACCAUUCUGUAUUGUGUUUGGUGUAGGGAUGCUGUUACACUUUUCAGCAAUACUGUAAAUAGCUGCAAAUAUUAAAUUCUUUACAAUGUUUCA
Molecule: messenger RNA, 3124 nt
Organism: Pogoniulus pusillus (Red-fronted tinkerbird)
Lineage: Eukaryota; Metazoa; Chordata; Aves; Piciformes; Lybiidae
Gene: JPT2
Product: Jupiter microtubule associated homolog 2
Exons: 5
Coding region: 78-644 (188 amino acids)
Cellular component (GO): nucleus
Source: RefSeq, a predicted model, not a curated record